GAGGAGACCACGGCGCAGAAACAGAACAGUCGCCGCACUGGUAAAAGACUCGGCCGAGUGAGCGGGAAGGGCCACGCGCCCUGGAUUUAAUGACAGGAUCAUCCCGGCGGUGGUGCUUGCUGCUGCAUCUCAUCGCAAGAGUGAAAUAUGUGUGAGCUAACAGCACAAGUCACUAGUGGUCUACUGCAGUUUCCAGAAGUGACCAUAGAAGCUCUUGCUGAUGAUGAGUCAACACAAGAUGAGGGCCUGUAUGGGAAAAUUGCUAUAGGUCGCAAUGGAUUGUCCUGGCUGGCGUGUGGCGCUCAUUUAGAGCUGCUUAACUCAAUCACGGGUGAACGACUUUCGGCAUAUAGGUUCCGUGGAAUUGGAGAACAGCCCCCAACAAUUCUGGCUGUAAAAGAAUUCUGCUGGUUGAAAAGAACUGGAUUAUUAAUUGGAUUAAAAGAAUCCGAAGGUAGCAUCCUCUGCCUUUAUGAUCUUGCAGUAUCCAGAGUCAUUAAAUCAGUGUUUCUCCCUGGCAAGGUGACUGCUAUUGAACCAAUAGUCAAUCAUGGAGGUGCCACUGCCAGUACACAGCGCUUGAAUCAGAGUCUGCGGUGGUUUUUUGGCAUAGUAGCUGUAGUAACAGAUACUGGACAUGUUCUGCUCAUUGAUCUCUGCUUGGAUGACUUCUCAUGUAGUCAGAGCGAACAAGAACCAGCAGAUCUCGAAGUGAUCAAUAGAUCUCCUGCAGAAAUUCCUCGAAUGAGAGAAACUGUGAUGAGGGAAGGGCGACACCUGUGCUUCCAGUUGCAAAGUCCAUCAGCGAUAGCAGCCUCAGCAAUGAGCUACGUGCCAAGAACCAACCAGUUGGUGGUUGGGUUUGCUAAUGGUUAUGUUCAACUCUGGAAUCUGAAGACUUUGAAAAAAGAAUACUAUUCACAGUUGGAAGGAGGAAAAGUACCUGUUUACGCAUUCACCUUUCAGGAGCCUGAGAAUGACCCUCGGAACUGCUGUUACCUUUGGGCUGUACAGUCUGCACAGGAUAGUGAAGGGGACGUGGUGAGCCUGCACUUACUUCAGUUGGCGUUUGGCGAUCGGAAGUGUUUAUCUUCAGGGCAAAUCCUCUAUGAGGGCUUGGAAUAUUGCGAAGAGCGUUACACUCAAGAUCUGACCUAUGAAGCAUUUUCUUCAAGGACGAGAAAUACCAAUGCUCGACUGCUGGGCUGUCAAACUGUAGAGAAAUUUAGGAAUCAUGGUGAUAGAGAAGAAAGUGUGAGUGAAGGCAGCUCACCAGACACCAGUGUGUCAAUUUUCAGUUGGCAGCUGAAUACAUAUGGGCAGCGGAAACCCUCCACCUAUUUGGGCAUAUUUGAUAUCAAUCGUUGGUAUCAUGCACAGAUGCCUGACUCACUAAGAGCAGGAGAGCAACUUCAUAACUGCCCCUAUUUUGCAAUAUGGUCUCUCGAUGCUGUUGUGUGCAUGACCUUUCCGUUUUAUCUGCUGGAUAUCUUGGUACAUGAAAGAAGCCUUAGCCGUGGAGUUCCUCCUUCUUAUCCACCACCAGAGCAGUUCUUUAACCCUAGUACCUACAAUUUUGACGCAACUUGCUUGAUAAAUUCAGGGCUUGUGCAUAUAACAUGCUCUGGGUUUCAAAAAGAGACAUUGAACUACUUGAAGAAGGCUGGUCCAUUUCUCAGUGAGGCUGUACCUGAUGGUUAUAGUCGUUGCUUGAUGGCUGGCCUUCUCUCUCCAAGGCUUGCAGAUGUACAGCCUUCUUGUCUAUCACAAGAAGAGAAACUUGAAGCAAUUUUGUCAGCAGCUGUGGAAUCUAGUUCCUUGGGAUUAAUAACUGGAUGCAUCAAACAGUGGACAGCAGAAGAACAACCUAGAUCAGCUGCUAGUCUGCGCUUUGUGCUUGAAUGGACAUGGAAAAAAAUCACACGAACCAAAGAGGAACUUGACAACAUCUGUGUUCCACUUUUUGAUGGAUCAUGUCACUUCAUUGACCCACACACACUCCAGUCUCUGCAGCACUGCCAGAUGUUACUUAGCAACCUCACCACCAUUGUUAGCUGUUUCCUUAAUGAGGCCCAGGAGCUGACUGAGCGAGGAUUGGUUGACUUAAUGAACAAACGCAUUGUAGGUACACUCAUUUCUCAAUACGCUCAGGUUGUGUUGUGGUUCUGUCGUGCUGGCCUACUCCCAGAGGGUUCAGAUGAUAUUGAUGUAUUACAGUUAUCCAGGCCCAUCUACAACUAUCCCAUUAUACAAAAUUAUUACACUAACAGACGGAACAAGUUGGAGCGUCUAUCAAAGGGCAAAUGGUGUUCAGACUGCCUAUUGAUUGAUGGAAUGGUAUCUGAAACUGGGGACCGCAUAGAACAGCUGUGGAAGAGGGAUGAAGGGGGAACAGGAAAAUAUCCACCCUCAACGCUUCAUGCUCUUCUUGAUGUGUAUUUGUUGGAGAAUGUGGAUGAAACAACAAAGCAUGCCAUUGCUAUUUAUCUACUGCUGGACGUUCUUUCUUCUGUUCCUAAUAAGAAUGAGUCCUCAAUUGAAUCUUUUCCACCUGCUUUUGCUGUACCCGUGGGUCUGGUGAACCUUAUCCAGGGAUUUUGGCUUUUGGAUCACAGUGACCAUGAGAAUGCCUUAGAUCGUAUUUUGCAUCCAGCAACUAGCAGGUCACUGUCUUCGUGGCAGCAUGUCCGAAUCAUACAAGCCUUGAUGUGCCAAGGAGAACAUAGAAAAGCCCUUCGAUACAUGCAGGCAAUGAAACCUUCAAUGGCUAGUAGCAGUGAAGUUAAACUUCACCUUACUGUACUACUCUUUAACAGGUGCAUGGUGGAGGCUUGGCAUCUUCUUCGUCUAAAUGCAAACAGAAUAAACGUAGAAGAUUUGCUGAGGCACAUGUAUGAGCUCUGUCAAGAGAAUGGACUAAUGGAAGAAUUACUUAAACUCCCUUUCACUGCUACUGAACAGGAGUGUUUGGAGAAGUUUCUGAAGAAGAGUGGCAGUCUUCAAAACCAAGAGUUUCUUUUAGUUCAUCAUCUCCAAAGAGCCAACUACGUACCAGCCUUGCAGCUUAAUCAGUCACUGAAAAUGAAUUUGAAUGAUCAUGAUCCCCAAAUUCGAGAAAGAACAGCUGCAAGGAAUUCCAUCCUGGAGCAGUAUGGCAAAGUUCUUCCAAGGGUUCAGAGAAGGCUGGCAAAUGAACGUGCAAAACCUUACCAUAAUAUAGCAAUUUUACGUGAAGUUACACGGCCCAAACCAUUAUCCACUGUGGCAAGGCGGACAACUGCAGGAAGUGUGAUUACUCGUGCAACGUUCAUCAAUACAGUGCUUUCAAAAGUUAAUGAGGUUUGGCUAAAAAGUGAACAAGAAACCAGUCCAAAACCUUCCAACAGCCCUAUGUAUAAUGAACCAACUUCAGUUAGUCCAGCCCUCAAAUCUGCUGAUGUGUCUAGCGCAUUUGUUGGCACACCCAUAAACAGGCAGUCCAGAAGACUUUCCAGGAUGUUGGAUUCUGUGCGCCAGCUGAAGACCAAUUUGCCCUUGAAAGCAGAGCCCACUCCAUGUAUACAAAUUAAGGCUAGCCCUUCCUGGGUGACGGCCAAUCCAUUACAGCCAUGCACCAUCAAUAGUGGUUACCUUGGAGGCAUUUCUAAAGCAUCGGAGCUGAAACUUUUACAAACACCUCCUGUGAUGAAGAGGGCAAGAAUACUUACAUCUUCAGAGGCUACUUUUGCCAAUUUUACUCCUCAAUCCAUCUUAAGAUCCAACCUUCGUCCCACAUCCUUAACAUCACCAUGUCCUUCACCGAGUAGGUCUUCAACUCCUUCAUUGCGUGGUAAAGAGACCAAAAUUUCUUUCUUGAAGGAGAAGCUAACUAUUCGGUGGACUAAUGGGAUUGCAGCUGAUGAAUUACAGCUACUGCCUUCAUCUUCCAAACUGAUUCCACGAACACCAUCCAUUGAAUCAUGGCCUUCAACUACAGAAAACCAGGCUAUGGAUGAACUAACUCCAGACAAUGAAGUGCUCUCUGAGCAAGUGGCAAUGGUUGACCUUCCUGGCACUGAUGUGGAUAAUACUCAAAUUCAACUCUCAAAAGAUGACUUUGAUAGUUCAGGAAGAACAGAAGAGUGGUCCAUGGAAGAAUAUGUGGAUGCUGCUGAGUCUCUGGAUAGAGGGGAUACUUGUAAGGAAAUGGAGAAACCAGUUUCUGAGGUAGUUUUGUUUGUAAGUAGUGGAGAGAAAAUCUUAACUUGUUCUCCUGCUUGUGUGGAAAAACGGUUUGAAGAGGAGGGUGCUGCAAAUGAUAACGUUGAAAUUCCACAAAUGGGAAACCAGGAUGUGCCUGUUAAUGAAAAUCUGUUUGAGUCAGAUGUUAACAAAACUUCUGAGUGUCAAGAAGCUUUGGACAUUGAUGCCAAGAAUGGAAGUACUUCGCCAAUGGUAGAUUCACCGCAGCAUACAACAGCAUUUGUCACAUCAGAUAAUGAGGAAGCAGUCCUUUUUAACCUUGAAUCUGCGAAUGAUGGUAAAGGCCCACUUCCAGAAAUGACUGAAGAACAACAACCAACUCAAAAACCACAGGAAAAGGAAGGAUCGUUCCAGAGUGAGGCCCACCCAUUUGCUGCAGAGACAGAACCUGUGGCGAUUGUAGUUGAUGAGGGCAUUCCCAAUACACAGUCAAGAAGUGAAGAAAAUGAAUCUGCGUUAUCAAUAAAUGAGGAAAGUGAUGUUGAAAUAAUGCAUGACAACGGUGUGUGUGCAAAGAAUGAACCACUUACAAUUUUGCUUCCUGUAAAUAUUCAGGAUGGUGAUGGUGAAUUUGAAGUACUGCCCUCAAGCAAGGAACCAUGGCCUGAAAACUCUGCAGAGUGCAUCCAGCAUGAAUCAGCAGUAAUUAUUGAAGUGGAUAACUCCAAACUUGCAGAACAGUCUUAUAGCACUGUAAAAGUUGAGAAUCAAGUUGAGGAUGAAGUUGUUGAGGUUGAGGAACGCCAUGAUAAUCAAGAAAACUUUACCUUAAUGUUGGAAAACAAUGAUGGGGAUGCGUCUCUUGAACUGUUGACACCCGCUGAGGAAAAUCAACAACCUCUUUCAGUUAAGGAUGAAAAAACAAUUGCAUUUGAACCAAUAGAAAGUAAACUUGGUGAACUCAAUAAAAAUGCUCCAGAGAUUAAUGUAUUUGAAAGUGAACAGCAGUCAUAUAUAAGGCAGAACUCUUUGGUUCUCCAAGAACCAUUAGAAGAUCAGUGUAACCUGGCUGAAGCAUUGCCCUAUGUGACUGAACCAAUUAAAGUGGCCAAAACAGAUAAUUCAAUAGAAAUUCUUAAAAUGGAUCAGUCAAAGGUAGAAUUAUCUGAACUGAUCUCCUUGCCUGUUCAGUUAGGUGCGCCAGUAAUAAAUGAGAGGAGUGAGUCAUGUAAAAGUAAGACAAUAAAGAAAGCGCAAGCAGAUGAGUCUGGCAAAGCUAUCCAGGCUAAGCACGUUGCAACACCUAAAAGAUCCUUGAGAUGUAAAGGUAAUAAGAUGAAUGAAGAUAAUACUCUAGAGAGUGAGGAGCUUGUGUUAGUGGAAAUACAGGAAGUUAAACCCAAGGUUGAAAUAACUGCAACACCAAGGAGAAGUACAAGGAGAACUGUUACAGGUGUAGUUGAGAUCCUGAAAAGUAACUUCGCUGACCCAAAGGAUGUGCCAAUUGAUCAAAAGUUUGACACAGUCCAACCUACCUCAAGACCCUCCGAGAAAACUAACACUCAUAAAACAAAUGUCAUAGAAAGUGGUUUGCUUGUCGCCAAAACAUCACACUCACAGCACACUGGAACUGUUCCGGUUUUGAGAUCCACAAGAAGUAGUGCUGCUAUUAAAGCAGAUAGCGAACACAGCUUGCAUCGUCCUUUAAAAACACCGCCACAUCAGCAAGCUGAUGUUCCUAUUACUUGUCAUUCUACUAGAAAGAAAAGUAGGAAACUUUCUGAAGUUCAUGCCCUACAAAAUGACCCACUUUCAACAUCGGAGAUUAAUGAACAAGUGCCUGUGCCACCCACACCUAGUAGACUUACAAGGAGUAGGGCCAAAGGUGCCCGUUUUACGGCACUAGAAAACAUUGCUGAACUGACUUCAAAUGUUGAGAUAACCCUGCCUGCUAAUUCACAGACAAAAAGGAGGCAGACUGUUCCAAGCAAAGAAACGACAAAGUCUUUAGCAAAAGAUAAUGCCAGGGAUGGCAGGCAAGAGGAACAGCUUACAGUAACUUUUACCCACAAACCAACUAGGAGGAGACCUGGUAAAGGAUCUGAAUCACAGGCAAUAAUUUUAUCAGAAGAAGAUUCUUACACUUUCUCUCCUCCUCUUACAAGAUCGUCAAAAAAGUCACAAGUUCAGAAAACAGUGUUGCAGGAGCCUUCUGUACAGCAACCACCAGAAUUUGCUUUUUCUACUCCUCUGACAAGGUCCAAAAUGAGAACUAGCAAAGCAGUCUUGCAGAUGUUAAAAGAGCAGGACUUGGGUGUUUUGGACGAUGAUGUUCCCAAAGUGAGGGAGGCUAAAAAACAGCAAGAGGAGAAAAGUAAAAAAUAUGAAGAGGAGGAGGAAGAGGAGCAGAGGGAGAAGAUGAGUACAAGAAGCAGAACUACAAGACGCAGAGUAAAAGGAAGUCCAGGGAAAACUAAGAAGACUUCACGGGCGGUUCCACAAGUGGAAAUUGAAUUUCUUUCUCCUUUAGCAAGUCCUUUGGAUACGCGAUCCAGCAAGAGAGAUGGGGAUGAUGAUGUUGAAUCUGUAGAACACAAAAUGACACUUCGUUGUAAGAGGAAAAAACUGAUUCCAGUGUUCCGAAAGCCAGUCACACGCAGAAAAGUAAACCGACACAAAUAGUGAAAAGUUUUACUGUUUUAUCAAUUUAAUACUUGGAUGCAGUUUAUAUAUAAGAGUUAUACAGUAUACAGAAAUGAGUGAAUUUCUGAAGUUCAUCUAAUUUUCGGAAAAUAAUUUAUAUAAAUUAUUUUAACAUUUCAUGAACAAAUGGUCUGUAAGGGGAACUGUAGCUCCAUAUGGAGUAUGUAACUGCUAUUUUUGUUUUUAGGCGAAUGUUUCUCAUUUUAAUUUUGUAAUGAAUCUUACAUUUUAUUAACGUAUAUAAAAUGAUUAAAUGUAAAUAUUUUUGACAUUUUAGGGAAGUUAUAAAUAAAAUGUAUACUUGGCAGUUUGAUAUGUUUUUUGCAUUUUUGUGAUGGAACAUUUUGCCAAUUGGGUAAAUGGUACCGUAUAUGCAGUUGUACAUCUCUAAAAAGUUUUUGUUUUUAACAAUCAUUUUAGAGACAUGAUAAGAUCGUCAGUAAUCUGAGGCACAGUUCAAAGUGGUGCUUGGCUACCUUGAGCUAUCUGACUUGUCAGCUUUCAUAAAAAGAGAAUAGGUUACAAUUGAUGUAUAGUACUUGUAUACCAUAUCUCUACUAAUUGCACGAAGUCAGUAAUUCCUCUUCAUCAGGAAAUAGCUUUGAUGUAAUAAGCUAUUUUCUCAUUCCGUGGAUGCUGUCAUUUCAAGUCUUUGCUCACAUCUAAUGCACGCAUAAUGGUUUUCAGUAUUCAUCCAUUGGAAAUGAUGCAUGCCAAUUGGAUUUGGAAAGGGAGGUCGAUAUGCGUGAAGAAGCUGGAGAUUUUAAAUUCAAUUGUUUUUAAAAAGUGUAGGAAAUGUUUUGUGCUGAUGAUACUAUUUUCCCCUUUUUCCUAUUUUUUUCCUCUCCCUUUUUUAAGUUAGCCAAGUACGCAUUUUGAAAUCAAGCCUGGGUAUCACACUGAUCCUUGUAACAUACUAAUUUUAUGCCAUGUGAUGCCGCAUCACGUUAUUUACAUUUGUCACAAUACUUGUAUCAUGUUUUUGGUUUUCAUCGAGAUAUGCUUGGCGUGCUGCUAUAAAUCAUACAACAAACUGAGAUAGCUCAGCAAAUACUGGUAAGUCAGGCAGAUUUUUAAAAAAAUAAAAAGAUUGCCGAAAUUGCUGUAUACAA
Messenger RNA from Stegostoma tigrinum, 7997 nucleotides. It is a transcript of the gene ahctf1, whose product is annotated as AT hook containing transcription factor 1. Lineage: Eukaryota; Metazoa; Chordata; Chondrichthyes; Orectolobiformes; Stegostomatidae. The record is from RefSeq and is a predicted model, not a curated record. Gene Ontology annotation, molecular function: protein binding. The coding region runs from base 148 to 6864 and encodes 2238 amino acids. The transcript has 36 exons.